This is a messenger RNA of Gadus chalcogrammus (walleye pollock), 6415 nucleotides long. RefSeq names its product septin-7. The coding region runs from base 3699 to 4877 and encodes 392 amino acids. Gene Ontology annotation, cellular component: cell division site; septin ring; septin complex. Gene Ontology annotation, molecular function: molecular adaptor activity; GTP binding; GTPase activity. The transcript has 14 exons. The record is from RefSeq and is a predicted model, not a curated record. Gene Ontology annotation, biological process: cytoskeleton-dependent cytokinesis; cilium assembly. Lineage: Eukaryota; Metazoa; Chordata; Actinopteri; Gadiformes; Gadidae.
UAGUACCGCCGAGCGCGAGAGAGAGGAUGUCGCACGCGGAGAGGCUUGAGGGCAGCAGCGAGGCGGACCGGAACAGCAGCAUGAUGGGUAAGCGCACUAAAAUCCCCCAUUAGAACAGUUACCUCACUAACCUGAUAACUAAAUAAAUUAAUCUACUAGUUUACGGUGUAUUUGAAGGGUGUAUAGCCCCACCGCCUCUGGUCGGUCUGCUGUUUCCUGGGACUCACAGAUCAGUUCAUAAUGUGUUCCUGGAGUAGGGGGAUAUUUCAUGUCCGUACUAACAUGUUUGAGUAGCACUACUACAUGUAGUACAACUACAGUACUACUUGUAGUACGGGUUGUUUGAGUUUUUCGGUUUGAUUGUGCAGCUUGGUCGAUACAAGCUCAUCAAGUGUUUCUUUAACUUUGUGCCAUAGCAGUGAGUGACUACAGUGUACGCUAUCUACGUAGCUAGGUUUAAGUUACGCUAUAUACGUAUCUAGGUUAAAGUAAGGCUAGCCUGUCAACAGGUUGUCCGUCUACGUAGCUAGGUUAACGUUUGGCUAGCCUGCUAGCCUGUCAACAGGUAGUCAGUCUACGUAACUUGGUUAAUGUUAGGCUAGCCUGUCAACAGGCAGUCCGUCUACGUAUCUAGGUUAAAGUUAGACUAGCCUGCUAGCAUGCCAACAGGUAGUCUGUUAUGGUUGGUAACGUUUGCCACACUUUACAACGAGAUUACAUCCAGGUUUGAUCCUUGUUCGUUGUGUAGGAUGUCCCGUGUGCGUUUAUGUAUGAAUCAUCAUUACAUUGUCAUUGACUCCACUAGCCCUAGCUUUAUUUCUUGUAAUUGUAAUAAAAUUAAAUUGACAAUCAACACAACUUAUUAUCUUUACGCACUGGGCACCUAUAGAGUAGAUGAAGCAGACACUUUUAAUACUAGAGUUUAAGGAAUAUAGAAGCUUAUGGCAUUGCAGACCUACACAAUUUGCCUGUUAAGCUCUUUAAGACUGUAACUGUGAUUAAGGGCCAUACUUAUCCAUGUUACUUGAGUUAAAAUUGACGGGAGGGGGUGGUAGUCUAUUGAGCAGCAGAGCCAGAGUGCAUGUUGAACAUAGUGCUGCGUGGUGUGCAUGACAUUCAAAUACCACUGUGAGCGGAUGAAACAGCUGAUACUAGCUGCACAUACUACUACUACUAGUAUGUUCAUAUGUUCAUGCGCCUUUUUAUUGAUAUAUUUGACUAGUCAAGCUCCCAAACUUAUCCAAAAUGUCCAUUGACUAGCAGCACUAGCUAAUAUAUAUUUUCAAAGGUAUCUGGUAUUAGGCAUACUAACAUUCUUUCAUGAUGAAGAAUGUUGAUUAGUCUGAUUUAUCUGGGAGCGGUCAGCUUGUCAUUAGUUAAAAGUGACGGCGUCUUCUCUAUCCCUUUUUGUCUAGUUGUAAAAGGAAGUCUGGUAGAAGUAUGCAGAUAGACGUCCUUGCAGCCUCUGAAUAGGGAGAAACUAUCAAAUGUUGUGAUUCAUUUGAGAUUGCAAUGCCAUUUCUAGAGCUCAAUUCUUGUUACAUUUUGAAGUAUCCCAUUGAUAACGUACAGCUGUAUAAAGCUUCCCCCCUCAUCAUCUCCCCGAGAUGAAGAACAGUUCUGAUUGUCAAAACGUAUAUAUUUACAUUAGUUUAGUUGUGCAGCUUUAUUUUCAGAUAAACAAGUGAAUCACAUCUCUGCAAUGCUGUGCGACCGAUGGAACGUUACGGUACCAUCAGUAUAUUUCUUAGUCAGAAAAUACAACUCUUCCAGCCAUUUCUGAUAUUAUUAGUACUCUGGCAGUGUAAGAUUUGCUCUCUCUUGAUUUCACGUGAGGUCAGAAACACUUUGCGGUGGAUGAGCCAAAAAGAGGGACUAUAGUUGUUCUCAACAUGGAUCAAUGAGUUGAUCAAUGAGUAGCUCUGCUGUAAGCUAUUAUUCAAAGUAGUUUGGAGCUUGGAGAAAUCAUUUCAUUUCCUACUGCAGGUUCGCGUUGAAUUGAAUGAAAGAACCGAUUUCAUUAAUUUUAUGAAAGUUUAAUGGUAAACCUGGUACCCCAUUCAAAGUUAUACAACUCUUUGGCUAUUCCGCCUCCUGUAGCAUUUGAUCAACUGUAUUUAGUCUAUUGGUAUACAGGCAGGCUGAACUUGGUGUUUUAGGUGUUCAUUUGUUGUACUUUAGCAGCUGGUAGUCGUUCAUGGUAAUCCCACGAGAAAUAGAGGGUGCUUAAGUUAAGAUGUUCUGAAAAUAAGAAUGGUUUUGUGAAACUGCGUUUCUCACAGCCUUGAUAAACAUCUUGUUCAGCUCUCUGCUGGUUUCACAGCCAAUUCCCUCACUGUGACUUUGCUGAACAUUCAAGUGAUCUGCGAUUCGUCACUUGUCUUCAACACAGGAAGUGGUGGGGAGACGGUGUGAGCUUGCUUUAACAGCAACAUUUCCAAGAGGCUGUCACAUUUCUUGGAUUUAGUCUUGUCAAGCAGAGGAUGCAUACGCCCAGAGGAUAAUGGUUUCUCGUUGCAUCACUGUGUAGAGUGGUCUCUUCACUGAGCUCAUUCUGAUCGCUUGUCAAAAUACUAGACUUGUGUUAAUCAAAACUACUCCCACCAACGCAAAUGUAAAUUUCAGAGGGUAUUUUUAAACCAACUUGACUAUUACCGAUUCAGUAUUGCUUGGAAUAUAAAGCUAGUAAAAGCAUACACUCACCAAAUCUGGGAAAUUGUUGCUUUAGUAAAACAGUAAAUCUAAGCUGUUACUCAGUGCACAGACGUGAAGACAAUUGGUCCAUGUUUACAUCUCAUUCACGGUAUAAUCCAUCCGACCAACGUACGGGGAACUGAAUGACAUAUACGAAGUUAGGCCCACAUAUACGAAGCAGGCCCACCUAACGAAGUUAGGGCCUGCCUGACUGUUAUUAUUACUAGAGCUGUCAGUUAAACGCGUUAUUAACGGCGUUAACGCAAACCAAUUUUAACGGUGUUAAAAAAAUUAUCGCGCAAUUAACGCAAUUAUUUUAUUUAAAAAUAUAUAUAUAUAUUUUUUUUUUCUUUGGCUCAAAACAAAGAAGCAGUAGCCUGACUGCUAUGUUCAAAUGACAUUUGUUCAAAGCAGUCGUUUAAUUGCACUAUAGGCUCUUUUUUUGUAUCGUCCUGUUUUGAUCAGUAUAUGCCAAUGUUGUUAUCAAUAAAAAAUCAUUUGCACAAGGCAAGCCGAUGCACUUCACCAUGUUGAUAAGAGAAUUAAAAUGAGAAGAAUUAUGGGACAAAAAAAUCAAGGGAUAUUUAGCAUAGAAAAACAAUUUGCGAUUAAUCGUGAGUUAACUAUGACAUUAAUGCGAUUAAUCACGAUUAAAUAUUUUAAUCGCUUGACAGCUCUAAUUAUUACAGUCUCUCUUCUGUCUCAUAUUUGUACUCCAGUGAUUUGUUUGGUGGUUAGAAUCAGGCUGGACAGCUAGACGGACACCAGAUCAUUUAAUGUAUUUUUGACUGUGAUUGUAAUAUUUCCUAUAACUUAAUGUGCCUUUUGCUUUUUUCCUGCUUCAUUCAUUCACUCGGAUCACCUCCUCUCUGCGUCACCCUUGCGCUGACAACCUUUCCCUUUGAACAGCUCAACAGAAGAACCUGGAGGGCUAUGUGGGCUUCGCCAAUCUGCCCAACCAAGUGUACCGGAAGUCGGUGAAGAGAGGCUUUGAGUUCACACUCAUGGUUGUGGGAGAAUCCGGCUUGGGGAAAUCAACACUGAUCAACUCCCUUUUUCUGACAGACCUGUACUCGCCCGAGUACCCUGGCCCCUCCCACAGAAUCAAGAAGACUGUCAAGGUGGAGCAGUCCAAGGUCCUGGUGAAGGAGGGCGGGGUCCAGCUGCUGCUCACCAUCGUGGACACCCCCGGCUUCGGGGACGCCGUGGACAACAGUGACUGCUGGCAGCCGGUCAUCGACCACAUUGACAACAAGUUUGAGGACUACCUGAACUCCGAGUCGCGGGUGAACAGACGCCUGAUGCCCGACAACAGAGUGCACUGCUGUCUCUACUUCAUCGCCCCCUCCGGACACGGGCUGAAGCCCCUGGACAUCGAGUUCAUGAAGCGGUUACACGAGAAAGUCAACAUCAUCCCCCUCAUCGCCAAGGCCGACACCAUGACGCCCGAGGAGGGCCAGCAGUUCAAGAAGCAGAUCAUGCGGGAGAUCCAGGAGCACAAAAUCAGGAUCUACGAGUUCCCCGAGACGGACGACGAGGAGGAGAUCAAGCUGGUGAAGAAGAUCAAGGAGCGCCUGCCCCUGGCGGUGGUCGGCAGCAACACGAUAAUCGAGGUCAACGGGAAGCGUGUGCGGGGACGGCAGUACCCCUGGGGCGUGGCCGAAGUGGAGAACGGGGAGCACUGUGACUUCACCAUCCUCCGGAACAUGCUCAUCAGAACCCACAUGCAGGACCUGAAGGACGUGACCAACAACGUCCACUACGAGAACUACCGCAGCCGCAAGCUGGCAGCCGUCACCUACAACGGCGUGGACAACAACAGGAACAAGGGCCAGCUCACCAAAAACCAGACAGAUGACGGCAUGAGUCCUCUGGCCCAGAUGGAGGAGGAGAGGAGGGAGCACGUCUCCAAGAUGAAGAAGAUGGAGAUGGAAAUGGAACAGGUGUUCGAGAUGAAGGUCAAGGAGAAGAUCCAGAAGCUCAAAGACUCCGAGGCUGAGCUCCAGCGGCGCCACGAGCAGAUGAAGAGGAACCUGGAGGCGCAGCACAGGGAGCUGGAGGAGAAGAGGCGCCAGCACGAGGACGAGAAGGCCCAGUGGGAGGCCCAGCAGAGGCAGCUGGAGCAGCAGAAGCUGGAGGCCUCCAGGACCUUGGAGAAGAACAAAAAAAAGAAGAUAUUUUAAUUCACGGCGGGACGGCCUCCCGGGUUCCAUCACCCUUCCAUCGCCCUGUCCAACGACCCCAGCGUCUGACCUGCAGCAGCACGCCACGGAGCGACGAGCCAAAGACAGCGGGCUGGGGGCGGAGCCCAGACCUGCAGACCUCAAAGCCACCCUGCUCCCCUCCUCUCCCUUCAGGAUCCAAAGAAACUCUUCGCCAGAUAUUCAGAGACUGCUGCGAGAGAGUUGUACAAUCGUUCUACCGCCUCGGCUCAUUAGAGCUGUGUCGUCUGUUUUUUAAAUGCCAAAUGUCAAAAGACAAAGAGAAAGUUAUAGAGCUUUCUUCACUUUAUAGCCCACCAGUGACCGCAGUGGACUUCCUACCCUCAGGCAUUGUUUUUUAAUGUUUUUUUACCUUUUUACCUUUGACUCAGUUACAUCGCUAUCCUUCUUCCCCAGCCAAGAUAUUAUUCUCUUCCUUGACUUCCAUUUAAAUUAUAUAACCUUGGACAUCGGUGUUUAACUCCAGGUCCUCUGAUGUCUUCAUACUUCUGUGCAAUCCUUUUUUCUUUCUUUAUAUACUGUAGCUCUCCAAAUGUUAACCCCCUGCUCCGUUUCACAAUACCCAUCACUGUCCUUCCUGUAUCUCCUGAUGUGCUGAGUGUAAAUAAAGAAGUGGGUCAGAAGCGAGAACGAAGACCAGCGAUAUCAAUCAGCGCUCAUGUUUAAACCCUUCUGGGGUGGGUCUUGGAACCCCUGCGCCGAGGCCUGGGUAACCCCUGCCUUGAAGCCUUGGUAACCCUGCGCUGAGGCCUGGGUAACCCCUGCGCUGAGGCCUGGGUAACCCUGUGUUGAGGCCUGGGUAACCCCUGCGCUGAAGCCUGGGUAAUCCUGCCUUGAGGCAGGAUUACCAUGCCGCAAUGAAGGCGUGGGAAUCCCUGCCUCGUCUUCAUCAAACUAGUAUUUUCGCUGCUGUCAGUUAACUCCUUUUUAUUGAACCGUCUUUUUUGCUAAGUUUUUAUUCUACAGUCACAGAAAUAAAACUGAUGCGGGAGAUAAAAAGUUUGACCUAUAUUCUUGAGUCAAACUUCUAACGCCCAGCAGAGGGCGACAUCACACAGCCUUUAUCAACAAGGUGACGCUACAUUGGAUGCGCUUCAUUAGUUACGCUAGUUACUUGUGUUAUGAACACCCUCCAAAACCAUCUCACAAUAAUGGGUUUGUUGAUUCAGGUUAUUAAUGAUAAAAAUGGAAGGAAGGAAGUGCGGGGUCAACCUCGAGAUGUGGGUCAUGGUGUCCCAGAAGAAAUGCUCGACGGCUGCCUUCUCGGUAAACGAACGCACCUGCCCAGUAGGCACAGCUUAGGCACCCUCUGAACUUUAAACCGCGGUCUUUCGCAGGUGAUAGCACAGCCAGCAUUUGUGCAGAGUGCAUUAUGCCAUCAUGUUUUUCACUGUAGCGUAAUCACCCCCAACCUUUCGCCCACUUCUGGGCUCUUUCAACAGCAGACACAAAAAACGAAAUAAAUGCAUGGAAGGUCACUGAAAGCUUGAAAGCUUUGU